GCCGCCCUCCCGCGCUCCCCGCCGAGCCGGCCGGCAGCCGCGCGGCGCGCGCCAGGCCCCCCCCCCCCUCCCUCUCAAACACCCCCCCCCGCUCCCCUCCCGCACCGUGCCCCGGGCUCCGCACGGCGGGAACAGCGAGGCAGAUGAAGUACAUCCUGGUGACGGGCGGCGUGAUCUCGGGCAUCGGCAAAGGGAUCAUCGCCAGCAGCAUCGGCACCAUCCUCAAGUCCUGCGGGCUGCAUGUCACCUCCAUCAAGAUCGAUCCCUACAUCAACAUCGACGCUGGCACCUUCUCCCCCUACGAGCACGGGGAGGUGUUUGUGCUGGAUGAUGGAGGGGAAGUGGACCUGGACCUGGGUAACUAUGAGCGCUUCCUCGACAUCCGACUCACCAAAGACAACAAUCUGACCACUGGGAAGAUCUACCAGUAUGUCAUCAACAAGGAGAGGAAGGGAGACUAUCUUGGCAAAACCGUCCAAGUUGUUCCCCACAUCACAGAUGCUAUCCAGGAAUGGGUAAUGAGGCAGGCACGGAUUCCUGUGGAUGAAGAUGGCAUUGAACCCCAAGUGUGUGUGAUUGAGCUCGGAGGGACGGUGGGUGAUAUUGAGAGCAUGCCCUUCAUUGAAGCCUUCCGCCAGUUCCAGUUCAAAGCCAAAAGAGAGAACUUCUGUAACAUUCAUGUCAGUCUGGUUCCCCAGCCAAGCUCUACAGGAGAGCAGAAGACUAAACCCACCCAAAACAGUGUUCGUGAACUCAGAGGUCUUGGUCUCUCACCAGAUCUGAUUGUUUGCAGGUGCUCCACUCCAUUGGAUACCUCAGUAAAAGAAAAGAUUUCCAUGUUCUGUCAUGUUGAACCAGAGCAGGUCAUCUGUGUUCAUGAUGUCUCUUCUAUCUACCGGGUUCCUCUGUUGUUAGAGGAGCAGGGGGUUGUGGACUACUUCAGGCACAGGCUUGACCUUCCCAUUGAGAGGCAGCCCAGGAGGAUGCUCAUGAAGUGGAAGGAAAUGGCUGACAGAUAUGACCGCCUCCUUGAGACAUGUUCCAUCGCUCUUGUUGGCAAAUACACCAAGUUUUCAGACUCCUAUGCAUCUGUCAUUAAAGCACUGGAGCAUUCUGCACUGGCCAUCAACCACAAACUUGACAUUAAGUAUAUUGACUCUGCUGACUUGGAGCCGGAUACGCUGCGGGAGGAACCUGUCCGCUACCAUGAAGCAUGGCACAAGCUGUGCAGUGCUGAUGGAGUUCUGGUUCCUGGAGGAUUUGGUGUUCGAGGGACAGAAGGCAAAAUUCAAGCUAUUUCCUGGGCAAGAAAACAGAAAAAACCCUUCUUAGGAGUGUGUUUGGGAAUGCAGCUGGCAGUGGUGGAGUUUGCACGCAGUAUUCUUGGGUGGCAAGAUGCUAACUCGACAGAAUUUGACCCCAAAACUGCUCAUCCAGUGGUCAUAGACAUGCCAGAACAUAAUCCUGGGCAAAUGGGUGGGACCAUGAGGCUUGGCAAGAGAAGGACACUUUUCCAUACCAAGAAUUCAAUCAUGAGGAAGCUGUAUGGAGAUCAUGACUUCCUGGAAGAGAGGCACAGACACAGAUUUGAGGUAAAAAUGCUGUUGGAGAUACUGAGCUUUUCUGUGUCAUCCAGACAUGAGAGAUCACGAGCUUUCUUCCUUCUGGUCUUCCAGGUCAAUCCAGAACUGAAGAAGUGUUUUGAAGAGCAAGGUUUGAAGUUUGUAGGCCAGGAUGAGGAGGGAGAGCGAAUGGAAGUGAUUGAGUUGGAAGAGCAUCCUUUCUUCGUUGGAGUUCAGUAUCACCCUGAAUUCCUCUCCAGACCCAUCAAGCCAUCUCCUCCCUACUUUGGCCUCCUCUUGGCCUCUGCAGGAAGACUCACCCAUUACCUCCAGAAGGGCUGCAGGCUCUCACCCAGGGACACCUACAGUGACAGAAGUGGCAGCAGCUCACCUGACCUGGAGAUAACAGAGCUGAAGUUUCCAUCAGUAAAUCAUGAUGAUUCCUGAUGUGUCUGUGCUGAAGAGAAGAGUCUUCACUUGACUUCCCAGGCGUUCUCACAGCAAUAGCUUGAACACUCUCAGCUUUGGGCUUUCUUAACUUAUGGGUUUCUAGGUUUUGUUAGGAAAUCCUGACCCUUUAUUUCCCCGAUCUUCUGCCCUUUAGUUUCAAUUUGUUCCUGGGGGAGAGCCCAUCGCAGCACACGCGCCGCUUGGCUUCCUGCACUAGCACCAGCCUGCAGAUACAAAGCCAAGUGGGGUACAGGGCUGGGUGCGUUGGGGGGACACAGUCUGAUGCUUCUUCCCUGUGCGUGGUGGCACUGGCAGCGCUUUGGGUCUCAGGUGCUGGCACGUUGGUUGCUUUCUCCAGCCUUUCUGCUCCCUCAGCACCUUUAUUACACUGGUGGAAUCACGUGGAUGACACCAGGUUUUGGGGGCUCUCUCCGUUCUGGAGCUGUGCUGCGCUGCAGAGGAUGGGGCUGCUCAGCUGUCUGCAGGCUCUCUCUUUUUUUUUGGGGGGGGGAUGUUUUGUUCUUUUUUGGUUGUUUUUGUCUUCUCAGUAGCAUUUCAAACCAUUUGGCACUGGUGGUCUGGGUGCAUUCAUUGCUGGCACUGAACUUUUAACCAGGAAAAGCUUCCUGGAACACGAUCAGCUCUAACUGUGAUGUGUCACUGCAGGGAUGCAACUGACUUGGCUCUUGUAGGGCGGGAGGGAAUGAAAAGCAAGUGUCAGGAAAGGCUGGACCUGGCGUUGCUGUUGGCCCUGCAGUGCCGGUGGCCACUGGUGCCGCUUCUGGGCUGGGACACUUCAACUCCUUGCAUCAAGGGGGAGGUACAGAAACAAGUGAACUACUUUCAGACGCUGCCUUUACCAGCUCCCGUUUGCCUUGGACUGAGCAGUUCUCGGUGCUUUUUGGUUCAGUUUUGGGAAGCGGAGCCUUCCUUCUGUUGCCUUCUUUCCCCCGGCGCAGCCGCGGCUCCUGCUGGAAUGCCGAGUGCUGUUCCCGAGGGAGCACAGCGCAGUGUGUGGUGCUGGGGGCAGUGUGGGCUGCCCUGGCGUGGUGGGGGGGGCAGCUCCGCGCUUGUGGGUGGGAAACACACUCACUUUGGGGUUCCCCCCUGCCUCUUGCUGCAGUGUAAGCAACAGGUUUUGGUCUCGGGUAGGUCAGGAGGUGUCUCUGAAGUGUUGUGUGUUCUCAGCUGCGUUGUCUGAUGCCAGCCCCUGUCCUGCCUCAUCUCAGCGAGCUCUUCCACAGCCUCUCUUUGCUUUAGUCCUCACUAUGAAGCUGCUUUUGGCCUGGGGCCCUCUGGGCGUUCUUGGCAUGUGCCAGUUCCGACAGCUCUGCAGAGGUGAGGAGCCGGGGGGGGCACUCCCUGUGCCCGGCGCUGCUCCGGGGGCAUCGUUCCUGCUCCCCACCGAAACUUGGGUGUUUUCUUUUCCUCCUGAAAUGUUCGUGUUUUGGCCAAAACUGUGCAACCGACUCAGUCACUCGAUGCUUCUUUGUAAUAAAAUGAAUAACCAGC
Strigops habroptila (Kakapo) is the source of this 3524-nucleotide messenger RNA. RefSeq names its product CTP synthase 1 (gene CTPS1). Bases 144 to 2009 code for a protein of 621 amino acids. Gene Ontology annotation, cellular component: cytoplasm; cytoophidium. The record is from RefSeq and is a predicted model, not a curated record. Gene Ontology annotation, biological process: pyrimidine nucleobase biosynthetic process; CTP biosynthetic process. Lineage: Eukaryota; Metazoa; Chordata; Aves; Psittaciformes; Psittacidae. Gene Ontology annotation, molecular function: identical protein binding; CTP synthase activity. The transcript is spliced from 18 exons.